CACCGUCCACCGUCCACCGUCCACCGUCCACGCUUUGGUACUCUCGACAAGUGGGUAUGCUGGUCGACACUUGUCCAAGUCGGAACCUCUUCUCAUCAUCUUCUACUCUGCAGCCGAGUCAAGAGUGAAACCACACAAUGCGCGCCCAGUCAUCAAACCCAACAAACCUCCUCCCCUCCCUGGCUGGCUCAUCCUUCAUCAAUCUCCUUUUGACCGUCACCGUCUCGACGACCAUUCUCUACCUCUUUGGUCUGGCCAUCUACCGGCUCUACUUUCACCCGAUAGCACAUUUCCCGGGCCCCAAACUCGCCGGAUUGACGAGGUGGUACGAAUUCUACUACGAAUUGAUCCUCAAGGGACAAAUGACAUUUCACAUUCAAAAACUCCAUGAACAAUACGGACCCAUCGUCCGAGUCACCCCCAAUGAACUACACGUGCUCGACUCGGACUACUUUGAAGAAUUGUACGUCAAGUCCGGCAAACUCGACAAGUACCCUCCAUUCUCGGCUCGCUUUGGCACCGACGACACCUUCUUCACCGCUUCGUCGCACGAACAUCAUCGCCGUCUCCGCAACUCGGUCGCCCCCUUUUUCUCCAAACGCAAAAUCACAGACUUUCAACCCGUCAUCCAAGCCAAAUUGACCAAACUCUGUUCCAAGGUGGCAACAGAGUAUGCUGCCGGGACGGAUCGAGCGUUGCCUCUUCACCGUGCCUGGACGGCCUUGACGGGGGACGUGGUGACCGAGUUCUGCUUCGCCAAGGCGUACGACCACCUCGACUCGCCCGACUUUGCAGAAACGUUUCACGAGCCCAUGCACGCCGCCUGCGAAUCUUCCAGUGUCCUGAUGCAGUUCCCCUGGUUGUGGCCCGUGAUGAACAGCCUACCGGAUUGGUUGGUCGUGAAACUCGAACCCAAGAUGCACAUGCACAUACAGGUGCAGCACGAUUUCGAGCGCACCAUUUCCGCGUUGAAAGAAAAUCACGACGAGACGCACAAGACCGUCGAUCACGCCACUCUCUUUCACGAAAUGCUCAACAGUGACCUCUCGCCGAGGGAAAAAUCCGUCGGCCGCAUGGUCCAGGAGGCGCAGGUCAUCAUCGGCGCGGCCAUUUUGACCACCUCUUGGGCCGCCGCCGUGGCGAGCUUCCACAUCAUCAACGACCCCUCCAUUUUCGCCAAGUUGAGGUCCGAGUUGGAAGAGGCCCUUCCCGACCCGGCCGCCACUCAGCCGGACUGGCAGACUCUCGAGCAACUUCCCUAUCUGAGCGGGUGCAUCAAGGAAGGGAUCCGUCUGGCUUACGGCAUCGCGUCACGACUGCCCAGGGUGGCUCGCGCGGAACUGAGGUACAGAGACUGGAUCAUCCCGCCCGGCACCCCCGUCUCCAUGACCAUCGUAGACAUGAACCAUGAUGAAGAGGUCUUCCCCCAGUCGAGGUCGUUCAUCCCGGAAAGGUGGCUGGGGAAGCCGACCACAAAAGACGGGCAGAGUUUGGAACGUUACUUUGUCGGUUUCGGUAAGGGCUCCAGGUCGUGCAUCGGGUUAAAUCUUGCUCAAGCAGUACUUUACACUGGUCUCGCGACCAUCUUCCGGAAUUUCACCUUUGAGUUGUACGAGACUGAUGUCUCGGAUACGAUCCUGGCUCACGAUUACUUUGUGCCAACCGUCAAAUUGGAUACAAAGGGGAUCCGAGUAAAAGUGAAAUCGAUUGAGAAGUGA
Molecule: messenger RNA, 1718 nt
Organism: Exophiala oligosperma
Lineage: Eukaryota; Fungi; Ascomycota; Eurotiomycetes; Chaetothyriales; Herpotrichiellaceae
Exons: 4
Coding region: 138-1718 (526 amino acids)
Molecular function (GO): oxidoreductase activity, acting on paired donors, with incorporation or reduction of molecular oxygen; iron ion binding; heme binding
Source: RefSeq, a predicted model, not a curated record